Messenger RNA from Racocetra persica, 540 nucleotides. The record is from the annotation of a GenBank genome assembly. Lineage: Eukaryota; Fungi; Glomeromycota; Glomeromycetes; Diversisporales; Gigasporaceae.
AUGAACCAACCUAGUAUCAUAAUUAGUACUGAUGAGGAAUUGGCCCUACAAAAACACACACCACCACCAAAAGAUACUCCACGGGUUAGUUAUGGCAAAAUUUCACAUCCGAAUUGUGUACAUCAAGCUGAUAUACUCUUUUUUACCCAUGAUCAUUAUAAGCAGAAGAUAUACAAAGCAGUGCUAAAUAUAGUGGAUUGUGCGUUGAGAUAUAAGGCUUCAGUUCCUCUCACGUCGAAGAAAAGCUCUGAAGUUACUAAAGCAUUCAAGAAAAUUUAUAAUAGUUUAUCAAUUCUAUUAACCUGGCCUAAAUUGCUAACCAUUGAUGGUAAUAAAGAAUUCAUGGGCGAAACUUCAAAAAUAAUGAAAGCACAUAAUAUCACAAUUCAAGUAAUUAGUGCAUAUAGCUACCAAGAUCUAGCUCUUGUAGAACGUUUUAAUAAAACUCUAGCAGAAAUACUAUAUAAAGUUCAAUAUGCUAUCAAAAGUAUAACUUCAAACUCUAAACUAAUAAGAGCAUGGGUUAAGCAUUUGCCAAAA